CACGUUUAUACCCACUACAAAUUGAAGCAUCCCCUGAAUUAUUUAUUAAAUUCUUGGUGUCAUUUCAUAUUAUUAUUAUUAGAUUUGACGGACAUCCAACGCUCUUCGAGAUUUUGACACAUCCACAAUGGGAAAUGAUCCACGUCUAGGAACAUCCUCAACUCACUCGCUCCACUCUUUACAAGAAGGUGAAGAUGACCUCCCACCCUCGUACACAGACGUAAUCACAGAAGCCGAAAUCGAAACCGACCGCACCGUCAUCCCAACUCCAAGUAACAGAAAUAAUGGCAACAGAGACAUCUUAACGGAAGACGACUACUUUGUCCCCGGUGCCAAACGCGUAAACGACAAGCGAACGAUCUCGCUCUCGCCGAAUCUCUGCCUGGAUAAUCGCGUGCUGCACAAUAUAAUCUCGGAACAGGCAAAGCUUCCUCCACGUCCGUUUUUGGUUGUCGAGGGGACGCACCAGGAGACGCGGAAUAACGACAGUAAUAACAAUAAGAACGGGAGUCAGAAGGAGAACGUUGUUGAUUUUCGGUUUCGGGUUGAUUUAACUUCUGUUUUGAAGCGGUCGGAGGGUUGGCAUGCUGUUUCUGUUGUUGAGGAUGCGGAUGGGAGGGAGGCCUUUCGAGGGGGACGGUUGAGGUCGAGGGAGUCUGGGGUGAUGCGGGGAGAGAUUCAUAGGAGUGCUGAUGCUGUUGAUGAUGGUAAUAAUGUUGAGAAUGCGGCAUUCAUCCAAUUUGAGGAUGAGGAUCAAGAUCAAGAUGGCUCGAAACCGGGCCUGAUGGGCUGGUGUGAGCGGUUCUGCAAUGAUCCUGCACCUGUCAAGUCGUUCACUCUCACCCGCAAAAUGCACGGAUUGGACGUGAACGUGCUACGAACGUCGCUGGCAUCGCAGAUCCGCGAGCUCAACUACCGCGGACAUAUAAAUAUCUGGCUGUGCCUUGCGCACAGCGAGCUGACGGUCUACUCGCCACACUGGAUCAACCGACUCCGCCACAACAGCUUCGUUUGGUGGACGUGUGUUAUCAUGCAGCUCUGGAUCCUGACAUGGCCGAUCAUCUGGCUGCUGGAACGACGGUACGGGGUGAUCGAAUCGACGUGGUAUGCAUCGCUGCCGGACGAGUGUCCGCUGAUAACAGGGCGCACUCGACGGCGGCACGCCCAGGGGCGCAGCGAGGCUCAGCUGGCUGCGUUCUGGGCCCCAGCCGUGAAACUGGCAGCGUGGCAUCGACGCAAGGACGGGGAGGUGUUGACGGAGGAGGAGGCGCAGCGGCUGCAGGGACUGCGGACGGAGCAAGUGGUGAGCCUUGCCGUUGGGGAAUCGGCGGCGGAGAGGGAGCGGCGGGAACGGGUGGAUCGAGGCGAUGGGACGUUUGCGGAUUCUGUGGUGGGAUUGGUAAGGGGGGUCAGCGAGGUGAGGCAAAACUGGAACAUGGCGAUGGGCUGGGGGGGAGAUUCAUGAUUAUUUUUACUCUCCUGCUAUAUACAUACUACAUUAUAAUAGUCUGCACUCUCUAUUCGGCUUAAAUGAAUAUCCCAUGCAAGAACCUCUACCUAGGCAGUAUUUCUGUUGAAGGUGAGUGCCUACAGAGUUUGAAAAUAAAAGUCAUCAAAGUGUGUCAUGCCAACCCCGUCCAGCCAAUGCGAUGUCCACGAUAAGGAAGUCUGGUAUCAAUACAUGAUUGGACCGGCGCCAAAUGCCUCAUGCUAUUUUAUUUGUUUUUUUUUUUUUGGUUGUUUUCCUCUCCCUACCUACUUCCGAGCACAGAGAAUUAUUAUUAAAUACAGAAAAAAAUUCUUAGAAAAAAGCAUUAAUACGAUACUGUCCAAGUGACUCGGUUAGAGCGGUUGUUUUAACCGUAAUGAAGUGGAA
Monascus purpureus is the source of this 1876-nucleotide messenger RNA. Lineage: Eukaryota; Fungi; Ascomycota; Eurotiomycetes; Eurotiales; Aspergillaceae. The record is from the annotation of a GenBank genome assembly.